Molecule: messenger RNA, 687 nt
Organism: Pieris macdunnoughi
Lineage: Eukaryota; Metazoa; Arthropoda; Insecta; Lepidoptera; Pieridae
Source: the annotation of a GenBank genome assembly
AUGAAGAUUUGGACCUCGGAACACACAUUUAACCAUCCUUGGGAGACGGUUGCACAGGCAGCAUGGCGUAAAUAUCCGAACCCUAUGAAUCCAGCUGUUGUAGGAAUAGAUGUGGUGGAAAGAAAUGUUGUGAAUGGUGUAUUACAUACCCACAGACUUGUCAGUUCUAAAUGGUUUUUUCCUAGAUGGGCACAGGCUCUAAUCGGAACUGCAAAAAUAUGCUAUGCAAGUGAAAAGUCUGAGGUUAAUCCAAAUCAAAGACAAAUGGUAUUAAAGACCACUAACUUGACUUUCUGCCACUACAUAGCUGUGGAUGAAACUGUUCGAUACACACCCCAUCCCUCAGAUGCUUCAAAAACACUCUUGACCCAAGAAGCUGUUGUCACUGUGCAAGGUGUGCCUCUUAGCAGUUACAUGGAAGAUUUGCUUGCCAAUAGAAUAUCAUUAAAUGCAGGAAAAGGUCGUCAAGCUAUUGAAUGGGUUAUUGGCAAAUUUGACAAUGAAAUUAAAGAACUAGCUACAUCUGCAUGUAAAAGUACUGAUGAACUUCUCUCUCAGACAAAAAAGUCGAUUGAUGAUAUUACUACUACUGCAAGAAGAUCAAUGGAUGAUAUAUCUUCAAAAGCCAAGAAAUCCUUGGAUGACAUAGAGAAAUUAACUAAGACAAAUGCAAAUCAACGUAGCUGA